Molecule: messenger RNA, 489 nt
Organism: Orbicella faveolata
Lineage: Eukaryota; Metazoa; Cnidaria; Anthozoa; Scleractinia; Merulinidae
Product: neo-calmodulin-like
Cellular component (GO): myosin II complex
Molecular function (GO): calcium ion binding
Source: RefSeq, a predicted model, not a curated record
AUGACGGUGGAAAUAUCGCAACUCACUAGCGAGGAACUGCACAUCAUGCGAACGGCUUUCAACAUUUUUGACAGAAAUGAUGACGACCAAAUCGAUCAGGCGGAAUUCGGCAGCCUGAUUCGCGCCAUCGGCUUCAACGCCAGCAAUCACGAAAUUCAGGAAACCUUGAAGAAAUUUGACAAAAAUAAGGACGGGGUGAUCGAUUUCCAGGAGUUUAUUUCCAUGGCGAAACAUUUCGAGGGUUGUUCAAAGGACGACAUGGAACAAAAUUUGAGACAGGCUUUUAGGGUGUUUGACCGUGACGGAAAUGGCUAUAUUUCUGCUGAAGAAUUGCGUUACGUGGUCACCACGUUUGGAGAGGUGCUUACUAACGAGGAGGCGGAAGAACUGAUCGCAAUGUUUGACAAAAAUAAAGACGGUCUACUGGAGUAUGAAGAGUUUGUGACCUGGGCUAAAAAUUCUUUGGCAGACUAUCUCAAAUCUUUGUAA